Messenger RNA from Cydia strobilella, 598 nucleotides. RefSeq lists its product as uncharacterized. Gene Ontology annotation, cellular component: nucleus. The record is from RefSeq and is a predicted model, not a curated record. The transcript has 5 exons. NCBI's taxonomy places the organism in Eukaryota, Metazoa, Arthropoda, Insecta, Lepidoptera, Tortricidae. Gene Ontology annotation, molecular function: zinc ion binding. The coding region runs from base 54 to 584 and encodes 176 amino acids.
UAAACACUUGUUUCUUUAAGUAUUUAGUUUAGGAUUAGGAUAUAUCUUCCAUAAUGAUUGACGACGCAGUUAUUGAAGCAAUGGAGGUGCUGCACUCAUGCCGUUGCUGCCUGCGGCACCCCCCGGACAAGGAUCUUAAGAAACCGUACACUCAUCUCGGCAAAACAGAGAUAUAUUCGGACAUACUCGAGCAAUGCUUCGAUAUACGUCUGUCUCUAGACAAUGAUGAUGAGUGUGGGAUCUGCGAGACGUGCGUGGAGCGCCUGCGAGACGCUAGCACCUUCAAGCUGCAAGUACAGAAAAGCCAGGCGGAGCUGCAGAAGCGACUGGAUCAAGUACUUCACGCUAUGGAUUUGGGACCUGAAGGCAGGUCCGAGAUGGAGGAACAGGACCAACCAAAUAGUGUCCCUAGAUCACAUGGUGAACCAGAAACUGAAAUGGUGCAACAACAAGAAGAUAUUGGUGAUUCUCUAUCACGUAAUAAAGAAGCAUUGGCUGUGCUCAAAGCUAAACAGGGGUCAUCAUCAGAAGCUGUGUCUGCCGAGAGAACUGUCGAGACACAAAUUGAAAAAGGAUCAAACUAAGUAAAUGCGGGUAU